This is a messenger RNA of Sinocyclocheilus grahami, 2257 nucleotides long. RefSeq names its product methionyl aminopeptidase 2b (gene metap2b). The coding region runs from base 47 to 1480 and encodes 477 amino acids. Gene Ontology annotation, cellular component: cytoplasm. NCBI's taxonomy places the organism in Eukaryota, Metazoa, Chordata, Actinopteri, Cypriniformes, Cyprinidae. Gene Ontology annotation, molecular function: metalloaminopeptidase activity. Gene Ontology annotation, biological process: proteolysis. The record is from RefSeq and is a predicted model, not a curated record. The transcript is spliced from 11 exons.
CGCACAUGACGCACGCUUCACCCACAAUCCCUCGCGCGGUCGCAACAUGGCAGACGAGCAGACGCAGGAGCUGCAGUCCGCAGCUGCACAAAAGCAGAUUUUACCAAACGGAGACUCUCACCUUCUCAAAGAAGACACGGAUCCCGUUGACGAGACCGGGAAGAAAAAGAAAAAGAAGAAGAAGAAGGGAAAAGCGGGAGCCGUAGGAAACCAUGAGGGUGAAGGAGAGUCUGAAAUCAGCAAAGUGGCAAAUCAACUGGAGCGACAAACUUUAGAAGACCAAGAGAAAGAUGAUGAGCCAGAGGAAGAUGGCGAGGAAGGAGAUUCAACUGGAAAGAAGAAGAAGAAGAAGAAGAAAAAGAAAGGACCCAAAGUUCAAACAGAUCCUCCAUCUAUCCCCAUCUGUGAGCUUUACGCCAAUGGAGUUUAUGCCAAGGGCCAGGAAUGUGAAUAUCCACCGACGCAAGAUGGACGUACUGCUGCAUGGCGGAUGACCAACGAGGAGAAGAAGUUUUUGGAUCAGGCUAAUGAGGAGAUGUGGAGUGACUUCAGACAGGCGGCCGAGGCCCACCGGCAGGUCAGAAAAUACGUCAUGAGCUGGAUCAAACCGGGCCUGACCAUGAUCGAGAUCUGUGAGAAACUAGAGGAUUGCUCUAGGAAGUUGAUCAAGGAAAAUGGUCUGAACGCUGGUUUGGCUUUUCCGACUGGCUGCUCGCUAAACCACUGCGCUGCUCACUACACUCCUAAUGCAGGAGACCCCACCGUUCUCCAGUACGAUGAUGUCUGCAAGAUCGACUUCGGCACGCACAUUAACGGUCGAAUCAUUGACUGUGCCUUUACUGUCACCUUUAACCCAAAGUACGACAAACUGCUGGAAGCCGUUAAAGAUGCUACAAAUACUGGAAUUAAGUGUGCAGGUAUUGAUGUUCGUUUGUGUGACAUUGGAGAAUCAAUUCAAGAGGUUAUGGAGUCCUACGAAGUGGAACUCGAUGGAAAAACAUAUCAAGUGAAACCGAUUCGAAAUCUCAAUGGCCACUCUAUUGGACAGUACAGAAUACACGCAGGCAAGACGGUGCCCAUAGUGAAAGGAGGUGAAGCCACUAGGAUGGAGGAAGGAGAGGUUUAUGCUAUCGAGACCUUCGGCAGCACUGGGAAAGGCAUGGUGCACGAUGACAUGGAGUGUUCCCAUUACAUGAAAAACUUUGAAGUUGGCCAUGUGCCAAUAAGACUCCCCAGAGCCAAGCACUUGUUGAACGUGGUCAAUGAGAACUUUGGCACUCUUGCCUUCUGCCGCCGCUGGUUGGAUCGCCUCGGCGAGACCAAGUAUUUAAUGGCACUGAAGAACCUCUGCGACCUGGGCAUCAUCGACCCCUACCCGCCUCUGUGCGACACCAAAGGCUGCUACACGGCCCAGUUUGAACACACUAUCCUGCUGAGACCCACCUGCAAGGAGGUGGUCAGCCGAGGAGACGAUUACUAGGCCUCCACGACACCGGUUUUUAUAAAUCUCUCCUCUGCUUUCAUAACACAUGAGUAUUUUGAUGGCUAAAGGCCUGAGUAAGUUAAUGAGCUGUGCCUUCUCAUUUUUAACAAGCUAGUAAUUGUUUGUAUAAAGGAUGAAUGGAGGUAAAGAUGUCCUCUUGUUGAACCACGGUGUAACUCGCUGACACAGAUGUGUACAUACCCCCCCCACUUGUAAAGUGCUCUAGAACCAUUUUUGUAAAUGUCCGGUGCACUUUUCUUGAUCGAUAUGAGCAACCCAGAGAAAUGUGGAUUCAAAAGCACAUUUUUAGAUCAUCUGGAUUAGCUGUGUUACAUACAAAGCUUUAUUAACUCCUGCCCUAAGAGAAAUUAGGAAACGUUUUGAUCAUUUUUUUGUUUUAAUCAAGUGCUGUUUCUCCUUUUCAGUUUGUAACUUUUGAUUCAGUUACACAUUUAAGCUGAAAAAUACUAGGAGACAUUACAGGUGGGGUUUGGCUGUAUUCUUUAGCUGAAGAACAGACUUACGCAACAUAGACACCCAUAAUAAAAUACUCAUUCAAACACACACUUUCCUCCAAGAGCGGGCACUCGUAACAAAAGUGGCGAUGUUGAUAUGUAAGCAUCUAUAUUUUGGCUAUGCUUGAUUUCAGGUAAAGCCUGUUUGAAAUCAACCACCUUUCUCAGAAUAAAGCACGUGUGGCGUUUUAUUUUGAAGUGCAAAUAAAAUUUAUAAGAAAUUAUGUGAUCUGCAAGUUGUUUCAUGUUCUUUGUCUCA